ACCAACUUUAGGUCGAUCAAAAUGCUUCACGUCCGCUGCAGCACGAGGGUCUUGUCAUGUAGUCCCGUGCGUUACUAUGACCUCUCCUUACUUCAUGCACAGCAGGUCUGUUAUUACGCGGAGCGGUGAGCAAAAUGCCGCGAGCUCUCUCCGGUCCAAACUUACCGACAGACGGAGUAAUGUGGACCCAGUCUGCUCUGUGGCUGUGAAGGUGAAGGUGGAGGAAGAGGAGGAGGAGGCGAGGAUCGUUGCGCAAAGACCCUCCUCGGCCCCCUUAUCAACGGGGGGCUGCCAACCAAAAACAGGAACUUUACCACUGUCUUCACACAGCCGCAGGAAGAGACAGGUAAAAGUGGAAUACGAGAAGGAUGAAGGUGUUACACCUGUGAAGACUGAACACUGGGAACCUCCCGACUGGAAGAAACAAUUGGGAUACAUUCGUGAGAUGAGGAGCGGCCGUGAUGCACCUGUAGACAACAUGGGAGCAGAGAAAUGCUACGACCCAGAGGCUCCUGCACAUGUGAGACGUUUCCAGGUGUUGGUUUCCCUCAUGCUGUCCAGUCAGACCAAGGACCAGGUGACGGCAGCAGCCAUGCAGAAGCUCCGCGCUCACGGCUGCACCGUAGAACAUAUACUCACCACUGAUGAUGAAGCGCUGGGGAAACUCAUCUACCCUGUCGGCUUCUGGAGGACUAAGGUGAGGUAUCUGAAGCUGACAUCGGCCAUGCUGCAGAAAGAGUUCGCAGGGGACAUCCCAGACAGCGUGGAGGGGCUGGUCCGCCUGCCAGGAGUUGGACCCAAGAUGGCUCACUUGGCUAUGGACAUCGCCUGGGACCAGGUGUCGGGCAUCGGCGUGGACACACAUGUGCAUCGUAUCUCCAAUCGUCUGGGCUGGCUCAAGAAACCCUCCAGGAACCCAGAGGAAACACGCAAGGCCCUGGAGGAGUGGCUGCCCAGGGAGCUGUGGAGUGAGAUCAACUGGCUGCUCGUGGGUUUUGGUCAGCAGGUUUGUCUCCCCGUCAGCCCGCUCUGCUCUGUGUGUCUGAACCAGUACAGCUGUCCAUCCGCCCACAAGAUCUCUCCUACGAAGAGACCUAAAGCCGGAUCCCCGCGGUCUCCAAAGCCAACCUCCUCCUUCACAGCAAAAACUGAACCUGAACAAGAAUCCACUGUUAAACGUGAGAGGACAAAGAAGGAGCCACUGCCCACACCUGUUUCCCCCACAGCACAGAGAAGGAGGCUAAAAAAAUAGGGUUAACCAUUGAUGUAGUUCUCCCAUAAGUUUUGGUCUGACUCAAGACUGAAUGUAUAUAUGUACAAUAAAAGUUCAAUGUAUUCGCACACACUGAAAACUUGCAUCUAAGCAAAACAUCACUGUGAAUUAAGGUUCAGAAUAUACAUGUUUAGUAUUGUAUUUUGAGGUUUUCUUACACUAUAACUUCACUGUUUACACUUUAUGAGAUAACAUAUUUUUCUACUGCUGGUGUUUCAUUUUUUAUUACCAAAUAAAACAAUAUAUGUACUGAGGUCGUGUUUAAAGUUUGUCCUUUAUUCCAGCAGAGCGAGUUUACCUGGUGCAACAACCGUAAACUCAUUUAUGGCAUUUUAAUAUAUCAGAAUGGGAAAGAACCCAAGUGACGCAGUGAAGAACUAAAGUGAUUAGUAGUUUAACCACAGACUAUUCAUAAAGAACAUGAUUGAAUUUGUGCAGCCAGCCUUCUUGGUUCCUGCUUAAAAUGUAAAACAUGAACUAAAAGUAAUUAGAACAUUCAUACAAACCCUUCAUACAACCCUAAGAACAUCAAUUAUCACAGAGACUUUAAGUACUACACAGUGCCAGUACUUAUUUGGGGAUACUUGCUUACAGUAAUAGGCCUACAGCAGGAAAACCACAGGUGUAAUUAACAAUAACAUUUGCAUCUUGUUAGGUCAUUGCGGCUGACUGGCUGUUUGUGUUUGUCUCGCUACAAGCCAAACUAACUGAUGUGGAAAAGAGCAGACAUUAAAACACAAGACAGAGGCCACUGUAAAUAAAUGUGUUUAAGGAUUUUUCCCACAGGUAACAUGAAGUGCAAAAAAAAAAACCAGCUGUAUCCAGUGGUAGAAAGUAAUUAAGUGUAUUUACUCUCUAUUUACUUCUAUCUCUUCACUAUUUAAGAGCUAUAGUUACUAAUACUUGUCUAUGCUUUUAAUUAAGGACAUGUUUGACAACCCUUGACUUUUACUUAGUUUUACUUAGGCUACUGAGUAUUUUUAUACUGCGGUACUUUUACUGAAGUACAUGAUUUCAGCUAAAUUGCAGUCCUCACUAACAUUUGCCUCGUGGGUGUCUCAUCUCAGAUCUAAAUGUCAACAACACACACCCUCAAACUUGGCAUUCCUGAAUUAUUUAGACUUAUUUUUUUAAUGGAUAAAUGCAAAUAAUCCUGAGCUCAUAUUUCAUGAACCGUUAAAUCCCCUUUUACGCAACCGUCCUUUCAUUGAUC
Molecule: messenger RNA, 2486 nt
Organism: Anarrhichthys ocellatus (wolf-eel)
Lineage: Eukaryota; Metazoa; Chordata; Actinopteri; Perciformes; Anarhichadidae
Gene: nthl1
Product: nth-like DNA glycosylase 1
Exons: 6
Coding region: 77-1252 (391 amino acids)
Biological process (GO): nucleotide-excision repair; base-excision repair, AP site formation; base-excision repair
Cellular component (GO): nucleus
Molecular function (GO): oxidized pyrimidine nucleobase lesion DNA N-glycosylase activity; DNA-(apurinic or apyrimidinic site) endonuclease activity; DNA binding
Source: RefSeq, a predicted model, not a curated record